Molecule: messenger RNA, 2286 nt
Organism: Acanthocheilonema viteae
Lineage: Eukaryota; Metazoa; Nematoda; Chromadorea; Rhabditida; Onchocercidae
Source: the annotation of a GenBank genome assembly
AUGUGGCAACUGACCAGAAAUCCAAAUUUUCUAGCAUUUAUGCUUGUCAUUGCUUUCACUGAUGCUAGUGAAUUACCACAUUGUUGUACAAGUGGUAAGAGACAUUUUGAACAAUCAUUAUCAUGCACUGAAAUAAAUCUCAACCAAACAGCAAAUACUUGUGUCCUGACAGCAUCAAUAUGUUGUAUGAAUACAUUGCUGGAACAUAAUUGCAAUUAUGGUAUAAAAAUGGCUGAAAAAGAAGAUCAAUGCUCAUCAAAUAUUGAUCAAGUUGGUGGAGGAAUUCGUAAGGAAUGUUGUGAAUGCUGCCUUUUGGCUAAAGAAUUAUUACAAAAUGAUAAAAAUUGUAUAGCACCAAGUGGUUUUGGUGCAGAAUGUUUACGAUCUUUUCAUCAGUGCUGUUCGGAAGACGCAGAAUCAAAACACGUUUUACAGCAUCAACGUUAUGAAAAUCAUUCAAAUUUGGUAGAUUUGUUGCAUGUUGGAGAUCGUUGCAUAUCAGCAAAAUGUGAACAUAUAUGUGCGGAUCGAGGAGGUACCAUGGUAGAAUGUUCCUGCCGUCCUGGGUAUGAAUUAGGACCGGAUGGUUAUUCAUGUAUCGACAUAAACGAAUGCGACACACAGGAUUCAGUGUGCCCAUUGCCUAAUUCAUUAUGUCUCAAUACACCUGGAUCGUUCUCCUGCGUCUGCUUACCGGGCUUCUACUGGAGUGAUAUUGGCUCCGUUUGUGUAGAUAUUGAUGAAUGCUUACUACUAGCGGAUGAUUGUUUGGAAAGUCAACGUUGCUUAAAUACUCCUGGCUCAUUCAAAUGCAUACGAACAUUAUCCUGUGGUACCGGAUAUGCGUUGAAUAGUGAUACUGAACAAUGCAUUGAUGUGGAUGAAUGCAACCUUGGUUCUCAUGAUUGUGGACCAUUGUACCAGUGUCGUAAUACGCAGGGUAGCUAUCGUUGUGAUCCAAAAAAAUGUGCCGAAGGUGAAUUGAUGAAUCCACGAACAGGUGAAUGCACAAAUAUGGACUGUCCCAUUGGUUAUAAACCAAUUCAAGGACGUUGUGAAGAUGUUAACGAGUGUGAAUUAGCGGGACGAUGUAGACAAUUUGAAGAAUGCAUAAAUACUCCUGGAUCAUUUCGCUGUCAGGAACGAGGAAAUCUAUGUGCAAGUGGUUAUCGUAUGGAUCGAAAUACUGGAUUCUGUAUUGAUAUUAAUGAAUGCACCGAUGGAACUCAUUUGUGUGGUGACAAACAAUGCAUCAAUUUGUUGGGUAGCUAUAAAUGUCGCUGCUCAGCGGGUUUUGAAUUCAAUGAUACGACGAAACGCUGCGAAGACGUGGAUGAGUGUAAAAAGUUUGAGGGACAUGUUUGUUCUUUGCAUGCAACUUGCGAGAAUACAUAUGGCUCAUUCAAAUGUCAUUGCAAAGAUGGCUUUAAUAUUGCGAAAGAUGCACGAAAUUGUGACGAUAUUGAUGAAUGUAGUCUUGGCAUAGCAAAUUGUGCACAGAAGUGCAUCAAUAUACCUGGUAGUUAUCAAUGCAUUUGUGAACGUGGCUAUCGCCUCGGUGAUGAUGGAAUUAUCUGUGAAGAUAUCGAUGAAUGUACUCUUUGGGCUGAUUCAGGUGAUGAUCUUUGCAUGGGCAACUGUAUUAACACUCCAGGCUCCUACAAAUGUCAGUGUCCUGCUGGUUAUGAAAUACAAGAAGAUGAUAUUGAUGAAUGCGUAAAAGGUGAAUGUCAAGGAAGCAAUCAGAUUUGUGUAAAUACAUUGGGAAGUUUUAAAUGUCAUGUAAUACGUUGCCCACCAAAUUAUGUGCACGACAAAAAUUAUAAAAAUCGCUGUAACCGACUGAAUCAUUUAUGCGAUUCAUUAACUGAAGAAGCGUGUAAAAAUCAUGCAGUACGUAUAAGUUGGGAGUUUACAUCCAUACCAAGACAAGAACCAAUUUCAUCAAGACGAACUUCCAUCACACUCUUUACUGUUCGUGGUCCGACAUCACCUUCAAGCAGUGUUCAGUUCGAAUUGAAAUUGAAAAGCGCCAUACCAGAAAAAUUCUAUGUGUUACCAGCAGUUCGAAGUAAUUUUCUCUUGCAAAAAAGUGAGGAGAAAAAUGGAGCAAUAAUUGCUCUAAGAGAUUCGCUGGAUGGACCGCAGGAGGUCAUUUUGGAGCUUAUUUUGAGGCUUAAUAUUGGUGGUGUAUUUCAGAGUAAACAUAUUGCUAAUUUGGUAAUCAACGUUGCUGCACAUCGUAGACAACGAAUAACCCCUCUUUCUGAAAAUUUAACUGCAUGA